UAACAUAACCAACAUUGCAAUAUCGAAAACUUAGGAUUAGUCUAGAGUUGAAAAUAAUUAUUUCAACGAUGCAGGCAGUCAAUCUUAAGAAAAAUCCAAAUUACGUUCACAUCGCAGAAAGAUGGAAGGACCACGUGCGCCAUGAACACCGGGCAUGGCGGAACUGGCCUGAAAGAUGGGGGUUCAUUACAAACGAGUAUACCCGAAUGUACAAACGUCUCAGAGGAGAGCAAGUCUCACCCGAUCCCGAAGACAAAUAUUUCUACGACGACUGUGAACGAGACGGAGAACGAGAGAGUUCAGUGGGCCCCGACGAAAGCAUUUCCCGCCGAUUCCACCCGUCCGACCAAUCAGUAUCACCGUCUCAUUCUGGCGCGAAACUCAAACACGCGUCAGCGUACAGCGACCUCCCAAACAUAAUCAACGGAUCAUCGUGGAAGGAGCGGCAGUCGCCGAACUCGACGUCGAUUGAGACUGUCGUCAACGUCACUGACAUUGAUGUCGCCCAUAAGGCGAAGUCUGAGAAGUUACCGACGAUCAAAACUGCGCCCCCAGCCGGCUACGCCCGCACGACGGCGUCUCUGAUUGGAUGGAAGCAAGCUAACAAGCUGGAGACGUUUGGCCGCAAUGCGAAGGGAUAUAAAGGCAUUUUGAAGCAGUUUAAUUGGCCAAUGCAAGGGAUCAUGUGACUUACAGUGGCGCCGUUUUCGCACUAGCAACCUAGCAUUGAGAAUUGUAAUUUUUUUUCCAAUGACAUAAGCGAGUAUCCAAACAAUUUCCCUUGCCACUUUAUUUUUACCCAGAACAUUUACGUCGGAGAUAUAAAAAAAA
Molecule: messenger RNA, 831 nt
Organism: Strongylocentrotus purpuratus (purple sea urchin)
Lineage: Eukaryota; Metazoa; Echinodermata; Echinoidea; Camarodonta; Strongylocentrotidae
Exons: 2
Coding region: 69-689 (206 amino acids)
Source: RefSeq, a predicted model, not a curated record